UGCUUUCCUUUUUAACCAAUUCUCCCAAGUAGGAAAUCAAGCUCCUAACGCGCUUUCUCUCCUUUGUCUGGCCCUCGAUCUUCUUUCUUUUGGAACUCACAUGCUUGUAUUACUGGAUUACUAUCUUCUGAGCCUCUGAACAUCGAAUUGUGGUGCCUUUGUAUAUUGUGAUAAAAAGUAUUUGUUUUUGACACUUUGGUUUAAUCUCCAUGUGGGUUUUUCUUUAGCCGAGAAGACAAACAAUCAGGACAGCCUUUUAAGCAUUUUCUAUUCCAAGGUCACAUGGUAUUUUUUUAAAUACACUGUGUUCCACUCUCUGGUUUUGUUAUCCAUCCACGUAAACUCCAAUGGAUUAUGUUUGACCAAGAUUAAAAAGAUCUGCAGUUUUCUAUAUCGAGGGCCUAAAGUGCCGUCUGGUCUGAUUUCCAGGAAUCCUUUGAGAGUUGGUUGAUAAUUCCAGAAAUUACAGAAUUUCAUGUGAGAUCUGUUCGGGCAUAAAGAGCAACCCCGUCCCUUAAUUCCAAUUGAUGUCUUUUUUCUGGAGCUAAGAAAAUGGGGGGUUGUGUUUCGACUAGUAGCCAGAGUAAUUGUAGUAGCAGAAGCAAUGGAGAGACAGCUUCCUCUGCAUGUUUGGGAAUUGGAUUUUGUGGCCAAAAGAGGACCAAUAGAACAUUUUCAGAGCAUCUUGUUACAAUGCAUAAUUUACCUUCAAUACCCAACAGGGUUUUCAUGAACGGAAAAAGCCGAACUUCUUGCAUAUUCACACAACAAGGUCGCAAGGGAGUGAACCAGGAUGCCAUGGUUGUGUGGGAAGAUUUCAUGUCAGAAGAUGUGACUUUUUGUGGUGUCUUUGAUGGUCAUGGUCCAAAUGGCCAUCAGGUUGCUCGCAAAGUGAGGGAUGCUUUGCCAAUAAAAUUACUAUCAUUCUUUCUUUCUUCUCAGUCAAGGCAGAAUGAUUCAGGUAAAGCAUGUUUCAAAGGGAAUAUAAAGAAGCCAGUUACUGGAGAUACUGAGAAGGAUGGCUCACCUGAGGAUAAAUUGAACUUGUUAUGGAAAGAAGCAUUUCUGAAGUCAUACAAGUCCAUGGACAAAGAGCUGAAGUCCCUUCCUAAUUUGGAUUGCUUUUGUAGUGGUAGCACUGCUAUUACAAUUGUGAAACAGGGGUCCAAUCUUUUCAUGGGAUAUAUUGGGGAUUCACGGGCCAUUAUGGGAUCUAAGGACAAUAAUGAUUCUAUGGUGGCGAUUCAGUUGACUGUUGAUCUAAAACCUGAUUUGCCGAGGGAAGCUGAGAGGAUUAAACAGUGUAAAGGUAGGGUGUUUGCAUUGCAAGAUGAGCCUGAAGUAUCCAGAGUUUGGCUGCCAUUUGAUGAUGCUCCUGGUCUAGCAAUGGCUCGAGCAUUUGGUGAUUUUUGUUUGAAGGAGUAUGGGGUGAUUUCAAUACCUGAAUUUUCCCACCGGACACUUACAGAUAGAGAUCAGUUCAUUGUGCUUGCUUCAGAUGGGGUUUGGGAUGUCUUGAGCAACGAGGAGGUUGUUGAGAUUGUAUCCUUGGCAUCAACCCGAGCAUCAGCAGCGAGAAUUCUGGUGGAUGCAGCUGCACGGGAAUGGAAACUCAAAUAUCCAACAUCAAAGAUGGAUGACUGUGCAGUGGUGUGUUUAUAUUUGGAUGGGAAAAUGGACUCAGAAUCGGAUUACGAGGAACAAGGCAUUUCAGCUGCAACCCUUCAAAGCAAUCACUCUGGCAAUGCAAUUGAAUCAGAUGAUGGCCAGAAGUCUGAGCCAUCUUUGCAAAGAAAUUUCACUGUUAGAUCAUCAGAUGAAAGUGACACAUACGGAAAACCAACAGUCGAGGAAGGAGGGAGUGGAGAAACAGUAGCCACUGAAGAUCAGAAUUGGUUGGGUUUGGAAGGUGUCACACGGGUGAACUCUCUAGUACAACUUCCAAGAUUUUCGGACGAAAGGCCAAACCCAUGAAUCAUAGCCCUGCUUUCGAGCCUCCUUAAUCUGAGAAAUACUUUGGAUUGGCAAUCUGCCAAAACGGGUUUGUGCAGUUGCGUCUGGGCAAUUAUUGUUAUGUUGUGCAGAAUUAGUGGGAUGGUUUUGUUCAGGAAUUAUACUGUCUUAGUAUAAUUGUAUUCAAUUUGUUUCAGUCUCAAUCAAGAUUUCCUUUCUGGUUGCAUUUAAA
Messenger RNA from Mangifera indica (mango), 2185 nucleotides. RefSeq names its product probable protein phosphatase 2C 52. Gene Ontology annotation, biological process: protein dephosphorylation. The transcript has 7 exons. Gene Ontology annotation, molecular function: protein serine/threonine phosphatase activity. The coding region runs from base 553 to 1974 and encodes 473 amino acids. NCBI's taxonomy places the organism in Eukaryota, Viridiplantae, Streptophyta, Magnoliopsida, Sapindales, Anacardiaceae. The record is from RefSeq and is a predicted model, not a curated record.